AUGGUAGCCACAAAGAAGACAAAAAAGUCCCUGGAGUCCAUCAACUCGAGGCUCCAGCUCAUUAUGAAGAGUGGAAAGCACAUGCUGGGGUACAAACAAACGCUGAAGAUGAUCAGACAGGGCAAAGCAAAAUUGGUCAUCCUUGCCAACAACUGCCCAGCAUUGAGGAAAUCUGAAAUAGAUUACUAUGCUAUGUUGGCCAAAAUUGCUGUCCAUCACUUUAGUGGUAAUAAUAUUGAAUUGGGCACAGCACGUAGGAAAUACUACAGAGUAUGCACACUGUCUAUCACUGAUCUGGGUGAUUCUGACAUUAUUAGAAGCAUGCCAGAGCAAACUGGUGAAAAGUAG
Molecule: messenger RNA, 348 nt
Organism: Jaculus jaculus (lesser Egyptian jerboa)
Lineage: Eukaryota; Metazoa; Chordata; Mammalia; Rodentia; Dipodidae
Product: 60S ribosomal protein L30-like
Exons: 1
Coding region: 1-348 (115 amino acids)
Cellular component (GO): cytosolic large ribosomal subunit
Molecular function (GO): structural constituent of ribosome; RNA binding
Source: RefSeq, a predicted model, not a curated record